AUGGCGCUUCCGAGAGGAUGUGUGGCAAAGAUUUUGUCACAUGGACGUAUUCCAAUGUUUUUCUCCCUCUCACCUCUUACACUGCACCCUACCAACCUCUCUCUUCCUCCAGCGCACUCUUUCACACUCUCUGCUUCUCUCUCCACUUCCCGGACCCCUUCUUUCCAUGAGCCUCAAUAUAGCUGGAAACCCAUGUGCUUGUACCAUUCUCAGGGAAAAUGCGUCAAGAUGGAUGAUCCUAUCCACCUUGAGACAUUUAAUCAUGAUUGCUCCAGGGAGCUUCAAGUGGACAUUACUGAAUUGAACAAAAUACGCCCGCAGAAUCUAGCAUAUUUCCUUGUGCUUGAUUUAGAGGGUAGAGUUGAGAUCCUUGAGUUUCCAGUUCUAAUGAUUAGUGCAAAAACAUUGCAAGUUGAAGACAUAUUCCACAGGUUUGUGAGACCCUCAAAAAUGAGCGAACGGAGAAUAAAUGAAUACAUUGAAAACAAAUAUGGAAAGCUUGGAGUUGACAAAGUUUGGCAUGACACAGCAAUACCAUUUACGGAGGUUAUUCAACAAUUUGGAGUUUGGUUGAUGAGAAAUAAGUUAUGGAUGGGUGCAGAACUUAAUAAUGCAGCAUUUGUAACUUGUGGAAAUUGGGAUCUGAAAACUAAGGUCCUUCAGCAAUGUGAAGUGUCAAAGAUAAAGCUUCCUCCAUAUUUUAUGGAGUGGGUUAAUCUCAAAGAUUUAUAUUUGAACUUUUAUAAUAGGAGGGCCACAGGAAUGAUUACAAUGAUGAAGGAACUGCAAAUACCAUUAAUGGGAAGGCAUCAUCUUGGCAUUGAUGACACUAGGAACAUAGCAAGAGUACUGCAACGCAUGCUUCUUGAUGGUGCACUCAUCCAGGUUACUGCUAGGAGGAAUCCUAAUUCUCUCCAAAAGGUCAAUUUUCUUUUCAAGAACCGUAUUGGAUAG
Molecule: messenger RNA, 954 nt
Organism: Sphenostylis stenocarpa
Lineage: Eukaryota; Viridiplantae; Streptophyta; Magnoliopsida; Fabales; Fabaceae
Source: the annotation of a GenBank genome assembly